Cryptomeria japonica (Japanese cedar) is the source of this 2045-nucleotide messenger RNA. Its product is annotated as serine carboxypeptidase II-2. NCBI's taxonomy places the organism in Eukaryota, Viridiplantae, Streptophyta, Pinopsida, Cupressales, Cupressaceae. Gene Ontology annotation, cellular component: vacuole. The transcript is spliced from 10 exons. The record is from RefSeq and is a predicted model, not a curated record. Gene Ontology annotation, molecular function: serine-type carboxypeptidase activity. Gene Ontology annotation, biological process: proteolysis. Bases 260 to 1696 code for a protein of 478 amino acids.
AGGAAUCUCACAAACAGAGUGCCCACCAAAUGGGUCAAAAAAGACAGCCUGUGCCCUGAUCUGCAGGAAAAGCACGCCACGGCAAUCAAUGGCGUCUUAGAAGAAAAGCAAGAAAUCUCUGAUGUGAAGUGAGCAAUCAUCUUACUUUGGUUUCAGUGGAUAAAAACGUACGCCAUGGCCGUCCUCCUCAGAACAAUCAUUUUAUGAAAAGUUUGUUGUGUGAUGUUACACCAGAUUCGUAUUCUGAAAGAAGAAUAACAUGGAGAAAGGGGGAAGAAAUCUUUAUGUGGGGUGUGCUGUGAUUGUUUUGUUGCUGCAGAUCACAAUAUUCGUUUCAGCAGAGGAAUUUUUCGAUUGGAAAAAUGAACAAAUCAAGGAUAGAAUAGAAGGGUUACCUGGGCAGCCUUCAAAUGUGGACUUUGCCCAAUAUUCAGGAUAUGUAACUGUGGACAAAAAGGCUGGUAGAUCUCUCUUCUACUGGCUUAUUGAAGCAACUGAUGAUGCCCAAUCCAAGCCCCUCCUUUUGUGGUUGAAUGGAGGCCCUGGGUGUUCCUCUGUGGCAUAUGGGGAAGCUGAAGAGCUUGGGCCUUUUCAUAUCAAUUCUGACGGGAAAACGAUCUUUCUCAAUCCACAUUCAUGGAAUAAAUUGGCCAAUAUCCUGUUCUUGGAUUCCCCUGCUGGAGUUGGCUUUUCUUACACCAACACUUCUUCAGACAUUAAGAAAUCUGGAGACAGUCAAACGGCUGAAGAUUCAUUCGUUUUCCUGACCAACUGGUUGGAAAAGUUUCCCCAGUAUAAGAAUAGAGACUUCUACAUCGCCGGAGAGAGUUAUGGAGGGCAUUAUGUUCCUCAACUAGCUCAUGUUAUCUACAGACGCAACGAGGUCCUGGCAAAUCCAGUUAUUAACCUAAAGGGGUACAUGGUUGGGAACGCAGUUACGGACGAUUUUCAUGACAACGUAGGGAUUUAUGAGUAUAUGUGGUCGCAUGGGAUGAUAUCUGACAACACCUAUCGAAAGCUUAAUCUUUUGUGUGAUUUCUCAUCUCUUGUGCACCCAUCACAUCUUUGUGAGAAGGCAUUAGAAUCUGCUAAUGCAGAAAUGGGACAAAUAGACCCGUACAGCAUCUACACCCCUCCUUGCUCAAACAGUACUGCAACUUCUGGAAAACAACAUGGAAAGAGGAAGUCAUGGAGGCACCUUUUUGGGGAGUAUGAUCCUUGCACUGAAAAGUACUCUGAAAUUUACUUCAAUCUGCCUGAGGUGCAGAAGGCUCUUCAUGCCAAUGUUACAGGAAUUCCUUAUAGGUGGACAACUUGUAGUGAUGUAGUCUCUGAAAACUGGAAUGACUCUCCUAGGUCUGUGCUGCCAAUAUACCGGGAACUUAUAAAAGCUAAGCUACGUAUUUGGAUGUUCAGUGGAGAUACAGAUGCAGUAAUUCCGGUAACAUCAACCAGAUAUUCUGUAAAUGCUCUUAAGCUUCGCACUGUUACUCAGUGGCAUCCAUGGUAUGACGAUGGACAGGUAGGAGGAUGGACUCAAGAGUAUGAAGGGUUAACAUUUGUAACAAUCCGAGGGGCAGGGCAUGAGGUACCACUGCAUAAACCUAAAAAAGCCUUUAUGCUCUUCAAAUCCUUCUUAGAGGGUAAGCCAAUGCCAGCAAUGCCAGCCUCCCCAGAGCUUCUGGCUACUUCGUAACCCUCACGAAGCAAGAUGUGACAGGUCACAGUAAUGGGCAGGUCAUGAGGUAACACUGCAUGAACCUGGAAAAGCCUUUAUACUCUUCAAAUCCUUCUCAGAGGAUAAGUCAAUGCCAGCCUUCCCAGAGCUUGUGGCUACUUUGUAACCUCAUUGAAGCAAGAUGCGACACUAGCGUCACUUGGAAUAAUGAAUAGAUAGAAAAUUCGAUUGGUCUCUUCAUUUGUCUGAAUAUGGUUAUAGGUUCCCAUAGCUAGGAGACAUGUAGAACAAAAAUGUCUUGUAACAAAUUUAUUACAAUGCAAUACGCAAAUUCAGACUCUCUGUGAGCAAGAAAUCUUUGAAUGUA